Rhinolophus ferrumequinum (greater horseshoe bat) is the source of this 1548-nucleotide messenger RNA. RefSeq names its product keratin-associated protein 16-1. Bases 1 to 1548 code for a protein of 515 amino acids. NCBI's taxonomy places the organism in Eukaryota, Metazoa, Chordata, Mammalia, Chiroptera, Rhinolophidae. The record is from RefSeq and is a predicted model, not a curated record. Gene Ontology annotation, cellular component: keratin filament. The transcript has a single exon.
AUGUCUGGAAACUGCUGUUCUAGGAGAUGCCCCUCCGUGCCAGCCAUCUCUCUCUGCUCCACUGAGGUGAGCUGCGGAGGGCCUGUCUGCUUGCCCAGUUCCUGCCGGAGCCAGACGUGGCAACUGGUGACUUGUCAAGAUAGCUGCAGAUCAUCGAGCUGUGGUUCACAAUGCUGUCAGCCCUCCUGUAGCGUGAGCAGCUGUGCCCAACCUGUGUGCUGCCAGGCCACCAUUUGUGAGCCCUCCUGUCCUGUGAGCAGCUGUGCCCAACCUGUGUGCUGCCAGGCCACCAUUUGUGAGCCCUCCUGUCCUGUGAGCAGCUGUGCCCAACCUGUGUGCUGCCAGGCCACCAUUUGUGAGCCCUCCUGUCCUGUGAGCAGCUGUGCCCAACCUGUGCGUUGUGAGACCACCAUUUGUGAGCCCUCUUGUCCUGUGAGCAGCUGUGCCCAACCUGUGCGUUGUGAGACCACCAUUUGUGAGCCCUCCUGUCCUGUGAGCAGUUGCUGCCAACCUGUAUGCUGUGAGGCUACUUCCUGCCAACCAGUCCUCUGUGUGCCCACUUCAUGUCAGCCCAUCGUCUGUGAACCCAGCUGCUGCCAGCCAGUCAUCUGUGAGCCCAGCUGCUGUCCAGCUGUCUGCAAUGUGCCGAGUUCCUGCCAACCAGUGGUCUGUGAGCCCACCUGCUGUCAGCCGGCGUGCCCCACGCCGAGCUGCUGUCCCUCCGUCUGCUCUGUGGCUGACAGCUGCCAGGCUGUUUGCUGUGACCCCAGCCCUUGUGAGCCUUCUUGCCCAGGGCCCAGCCUCUGCCAGCCUACCUGUGUGACUCUGGUCUGCCAGCCUGUCUGCUUUCGCCCUGUCUGCUGCCUUCCGAGCCCUUGUGAACCACCUUGUGUCUCCAGCACUUGCCAGGAGCCCUCUUGUUGUGUCUCUAGCACCUACCAACCCAUCUGCUCGGAGCCCAGCCCCUGCUCACCAAGUGUCUGUGUGUCCCGUCCAUGCCAACCUUCCUGCUACCUACUCAAGCGCUGUCGGUCUGUUUCCUGUGAGCCUGUUUCCUACCCGUCUGCCUCCUGCCAACCUCUCUGCUACCGACCGGGGUCUUCUGCGUCUGCCGUCUGCCAACCAAUGUGCUCUCGGACUUUCUACAUACCCAGCUCCUGCAAACAGCCUUGCACGACUUCAGUUUCCUACCGCCCCAUUUGCCGCCCAAUCUACUCUGGACCCCUCACCUACAGGCAGCCGUACGUGACGUCCAUCUCCUACCGUCCUCCCUGCUACCGCCCCUGUUACUCCAUCCUGCGCCGGCCGGGUUGUGUCACUUCUGUCUCCUUCCGCCCAGCGUGCUCCCGCUUGUCUUGUUCUGACUCCUGUAAACAGGAUUGCAAAAAGUCCACUUCCAGCCAACCGGAUUGUGCUGACUCCACGCCCUGCGUGGUGGAAGUUUCAAAGGCCAGUUCCUGCCAGCUCACUGAGGUCAAACCCACCACAUCAACUGCCUGUGAGGCCAGAGCCAGCCAGCCUGAUGCCACCAAGACUGCCAACCGCUGA